UUAUGCUAAUAGGUAGACACGUGAGGAGGUUAAUCAGACAUCGCCGUGGAAGGCAUGUAAGUAUCGUAUGCCUUUUGCGGUGUCUACUGUUUGAUGUGCGAUAUCAUUAGAAAUGAGUGAUCAACGCUUUCAUCUAAGAUGUUUUACUUAGACGUUUCUCUAGAAAUUCCAUCUAAUUCUGAUCUCGUAAUAACUCCUGUAGACUUGAAAAAGAAUAUUCUUCAAGCCGUUACAGAGUUGUUUGGCGAAGAGGGCGCCAAAAGUCCAAUAGAUAUUCUAAAGUUGGAUUCUGAAAAGUGCAGAUUUGUCUUACGUUGUCCAUCCGACGAUUGCGUACGGCUACGAGCUGCUCUGAGUCUCGCCACCAAAUACGAGAACAAAACGUGUGUUUACACAGUUCACCGAGCAUCGCCGAAUUUAUUAUUGUUUACUGCUGACAGCAGAACGUACAAUCACUUCUAACGCUUCAUCAUGCCAUUG
Linepithema humile (Argentine ant) is the source of this 480-nucleotide messenger RNA. NCBI's taxonomy places the organism in Eukaryota, Metazoa, Arthropoda, Insecta, Hymenoptera, Formicidae. The record is from RefSeq and is a predicted model, not a curated record.